UUCCUCCUGCAGGUACCCUGAUUAAGGCCCAGGAGGAGCCUGCAAGCUCGAUAGUCACCAUGUUUAGAUAUUAGCAAGCAAAUGUGUAUGUCCGCAUUUGAAAAUGGCAGAGGGAAAUAACAAUGAAGAGGUAAUUCACUUGAACAACUUUCACUGCCACCAGGGACAAGACUGGAUCAGUCUCAGAGAUGGACCCAUCACCAUUUCUGAUGACUCUGAUGAAGAAGGAGUUCCAAUGAUGGUCACCUCAGCUUCUCAGCAACAUGACGAAGAGGACCUGGAUGAUGAUGUCAUCCUGACAGAAACAAGUAAACCUCAGACAUCACGACCCAAUCUCAUCAAACCAGCUGCCCAGUGGCAAGAUCUCAAAAGUUGGGGAGAAGAAAGGCCUAAAAAAUCUAGAGCAGCCUUUGAAUCAAAUAAGAACAACUAUUUUGCAGUGUAUAACAGCUCAUUGUUUGAUUCUGGGGCACAGGAUGAUUCUGAGGAUGACUACGAUGAAUUGCUGGAUCUUGGGCCUCCUGGAGUUUCUGAAUUCAUUAAUCCAAGUGGCCAAACAGAAAGAGAACCCAAGCCUGGACCAAGUCAUAACCAAGCAACAAAUGAUAUUGUCAACCCCGGAUCAGGGCCAAAAAUCAUCUGGAGAAAAAAUGGCCUUCUUAUUCCAGAUAAUGAUCCUUUGGACACUCAGAACCAGUCAUCUGAAGACUCAGAGACAGACCUUCUAUCAAACCUCGGAGACUCGACUGAUAUGCUAGAUGAUCAGACCAUCGAAGACGACUGCUGGUUAGAAAACCCUCCUUACUUCCAUUCUCUAAACCAACAGCCCCGUGAGAGAGCAAACCAGGUUGUUCCUCAGGAGCGGCAGCCUGAAGCAGAACUGGGCCCGUUGUUCUAUCAGCAUGAGCCCCUUGGGCUGGCUUUUCCAAGGCCGGCUUUUCCAAGACCAGAACCCCAGCACGACGGCAUUCCAGGCCCCUCUUCUCCUCAGCCCGCCCAUCUUCUAGGAGAGCUUGAAGAUCAACAGCUAGCAAUAGACGACGACGAGCCAGGCCCAGCCUUUCCACUACAAGGAUCUCAGGAGCCCAAUUUGGAAAACCUUUGGGAGCAAGAAGCUAAUGAAGUAGACCAAGAAGUUGUUGCAAUACUAGUGGAAGAAACAGAAGCAAGAUUUCCAGAUGUAGCACCUGGCUAUAUUGAGGAAUUAAUUCAUUUGAAGAAUUAUUAUGAUUUGAAUGUACUUUGUAAUUUUCUUCUGGAAAACCCAGAUUAUCCAAAGAGAGAAGAUCGAGUCAUUAUCAACCCUAGUAGCAGCCUGCUUGCUAGUCAAGAUGAGUUAAAGUUGCCUAAGGUAGACUUCUUUGACUAUUCUAAAUUGGCUCCUCUUGACCAGCGCUGCUUCAUCCAAGCUGCUGACCUCCUGAUGGCCGACUUCAAAAUGCUCAGCAGCCAGGACAUCAAGUGGGCCCUGCAUGAGCUCAAAGGACACUAUGCAAUCACCCGAAAGGCCUUUUCUGAUGCCAUUAAAAAAUGGCAGGAGCUAUCACCAGAAACCAGUGGAAAAAGAAAAAAGAGAAAAGAAAUGAACCAGUAUUCUUACAUAGAUUUCAAGUUUGAACAAGGUGACAUAAAAAUAGAAAAAAGAAUGUUCUUUCUGGAAAAUAAGCGGCGGCAUUGUAGGUCCUAUGACCGGCGUUCCCUCCAUCCAGCUGUGCAGCAAGAGCAGGAGUUCUAUGAACAGAAAGUCAAAGAGAUGGCAGAGCAUGAAGACUUUUUGCUUGCUCUGCAGAUGAAUGAAGAACAGUAUCAAAAGGAUGGCCAGCUGAUUGAGUGCCGCUGCUGCUAUGGGGAAUUUCCAUUUGAGGAGCUGACUCAGUGUGCAGAUGCUCACUUGUUCUGCAAAGAGUGUCUCAUCAGAUAUGCCCAGGAGGCCGUCUUUGGAUCUGGAAAGUCAGAGCUUAGCUGCAUGGAAGGCAGCUGCACAUGUUCCUUCCCAACCAGCGAGCUGGAGAAGGUGCUACCCCAGACCAUCCUGUGUAAAUACUAUGAGCGGAAGGCCGAAGAAGAGGUCACUGCAGCCUAUGCUGAUGAGCUGGUCAGGUGCCCCUCCUGCAGCUUUCCUGCUCUGUUGGACAGUGACGUGAAGAGGUUCAGCUGUCCCAAUCCUCGCUGCCGAAAGGAAACCUGUAGGAAGUGUCAGGGACUCUGGAAAGAGCACAAUGGCCUCACCUGUGAAGAGCUGGCUGAAAAAGAUGACAUCAAGUACCGGACGUCCAUUGAAGAGAAAAUGACUGCUGCUCGCAUUAGAAAAUGCCAUAAAUGUGGGACGGGCCUCAUCAAAUCCGAAGGCUGCAACCGCAUGUCUUGCCGCUGCGGAGCCCAAAUGUGCUACCUCUGUCGAGUAUCCAUCAAUGGGUAUGACCAUUUCUGCCAGCAUCCUCGCUCUCCAGGAGCCCCCUGCCAGGAGUGUUCAAGAUGUUCUCUCUGGACCGACCCCACUGAAGAUGAUGAGAAGCUAAUUGAGGAAAUCCAGAAGGAAGCCGAAGAGGAACAGAAAAGAAAGAACGGAGAGAACACCUUCAAGCGCAUCGGGCCCCCCUUAGAGAAGCCGCCAGAGAAAGUCCAGAGGAUGGAAGCCCUGCCGAGGCCCGUCCCGCAGAACCUGCACCAGCCGCAGAUCCCGGCCUACGCUUUCGUGCACCCCCCCUUCGCCCUGCCGCCCGUCCGGCCCAUGUUCAACAACUUCCCCCUCAACAUGGGUCCCAUCCCGGCACCCUACGUGCCUCCUCUGCCCAAUGUGCGGGUCAACUACGAGUUUGCCCCCGUCCACCUGCCCCUGGAGCACAACCUGCCCAUGCACUUUGGCCCCCAGCCGCGCCAUCGCUUCUGACACCCUCGCCCUGCCCCUCGGAGCCCCACUGAGCAGCGUGUGCAGGCGGGGCUUGGCUAGAUCCCCCGUCCACCCCGCAGCCAGUGGCUGUGCCAGGCUCUCUAGGUAGGGAUGAUGGGCUUGACUCCUAAAAGCAUAGGCCGGUCUUCCCUCCCCUUCCAAAGAAGGGCCACUUCCCCUGGAAGAGUGGCUGGCAGGCUAGUUCUUGCUGUCCAGAGCUCGGGGGCAGCCACACCCCCUUCCGAAGAGGUCUGCCAUCCUAGCAGCCAGUGCAAUGGCCCCUGGUGCAGGUGGUCACCUCUGCUCCGUUACCUCUCCCUGCAGAGAGAGACGGGGGAAGGUUUGCCUCCAUCCCCUUGUCACCAGACAACAGGUGUCUCGAUGAGAAACCGCACAGGCCUUCCUCGCCACAGCUGUCAGGUUCCUAAUAAAGCUGAAGCAACAAGUAGUGCCGUUCGGAGAGGUGAGAGUCGUGUCGCCCAGGCCAAUGCCGUAGCACCCCUUGCACUGGGGCCCCAGAGUGAGGCACUCUGAGCGGCUGGACCCCGUGAAGAGGGCAGAGCAGUGGCCACAGGCCCAAGAGCACCAUACAAGGUGGGGAAGCUACAGACCAUGUCCCCCACGUCCAGAACCCCAGGGCGCCACCUUGGUGGCGGCUCAGAGGUCUGUCCUCUCCUCUCGGCCUGCUCAGGUGAGACCAUCGUGCUGUGGGUUCUGUUCUGUGACUUACCUAAAAUGUUCACAUUUGCUACGUUGCAUUUACCAUUUUCCGUGGCCCACUAGUCUCCCGAAGUCACCUUAUCCCAGGUCAGGCAGCCGGACGGCCCUGAGACUCUGCCAAAUGGAAGGCCUUUUUGGGGCAGCUGUACCGGGUCUGGUGGUUCUUGCAGCAGCAGUUCCCGGGGAGCCUUCUCUGUCAGCAACCAGGUGGGAGCAGCUCCCCUGAGGCUCUGGGGGGCGGUGGGUUUCUCCAGGGGGACAGAGGCCCCAGCUUGUGCUCAGUACCCGCCCAAGGUGCUGCCCCCGCCAGGUGCUCGGCAGGCCUGGCCGCUGCCCUGUCCUGAGGUUCCUUGAGGCUCUGGGGUCCCUGCCCCAGCCGUGUGCAGAGCAGGGGCCUCCGCUGGGGCCAAGCCUGCCUGGCUCCCUGUGUUGGCCCAGUUUCCACUGCUGUGUCUGAUGUCCGGGGGGUUCCCAGAAGUUCAGAGGGCACUACAGGCCUCAGAGAGGAGGGGGAGCCGACGACCCUCCCUGUCCCUGUUCCAGAGGCUGCGCCACCCAGGCCUGCUCACCGCAGCAGGACGCGAGCAGCACUGCGUGUGGCCACCUGCUGCCUUCAGCCUCUCAGAUGUGUUUCCAGAAUUAGAAUGGAUAAGUGUGCUAAGCUGCCCCGCACUGCCCUUCCUCAGGAGAGGCUGUGCAGGCAGCCGGGCACCUGGGCAUGAGGUGGGACCCAUGAGGACAGGCCUGCAUUGGUCCCCGCUGCCGGGGGCUGCCUGCACCUCGGUGCCAGCCUGAAUGGCAGUGACAGGACCUAAGAAAGCAUGUGCCCUCUGCUUUCUUCCCCAAAGGGGGGUCUCUGAGAACAGUGAGCCCCCAACAGACAUCCCGCCCGUGGGAAGGGUGAGCCCAUGCACUGCCCUGCUCCGCUAGUGACAGCGCUCACCCUGGCCUAGGCCUGAGUGGGUUCAUUCCACCUCUGGCCCACAGCGGGCUAUGUGGCUCCAUGGAGGGCCUGGGGCAGGUAGCAUGCGCCUGUCACUGCCAACCAGCAAGUCCCCAGAGACCUGGCAUGCAACAAGCAGAGUAAUGGUCCCCCCAGGCCAACCUGAGAACCUGUCCUUGGAGAAUUCUGGUUAUUGCUCACCCACCCUGCUCCCCAGGAGGCAUUCCUGCCAGUGGGGGCUCACGGGUCAUGAGUUCAACCCUGCCUGACCCUCUAGACACCUCAGGGCCCUGGAGGCAGGACCUGGUUCCCGGGUCCUCAAGGAGCAGUCGUACUAGUGAUGGGGUUUGGGGCAGAGAUGGGGCCAUAAUCAUCUGACAAGCCAGUGAGUGGCUGCAAAAUGCAAGUGCCAGGAACUCACAGAGAUCAUCCCCUUUCUGGGGACCAAGCAGGAGGCUCAGUGGUGCCUGACACCUUCCCCUCUGGGCAGAGUGCUCCCCAGAGCCAGAUACUGCCCAGCGACAGUCCCACUCCACUUGCCUUAAAACUGGAGAGAGGAAUCUAGUAUUUGCACUUCGCAAAGGAUUUUAAAACUUAAAAGUGCAUGACCUGUCACUUUAUAAAAAUAGCAGAAAUGAUUACUAAAUGUUUUCUUUACUUUCUGGUAGUAAAAACAUAAAAUAACCCUGUUUUAACUACUAUGUACAGAGCCUGUAUCAUAUGUACCUUGGACUUUUGUAAAUAAAUGUUUGUGCACUCUC
This is a messenger RNA of Myotis lucifugus (little brown bat), 5314 nucleotides long. RefSeq names its product ring finger protein 216 (gene RNF216). NCBI's taxonomy places the organism in Eukaryota, Metazoa, Chordata, Mammalia, Chiroptera, Vespertilionidae. Bases 104 to 2890 code for a protein of 928 amino acids. The record is from RefSeq and is a predicted model, not a curated record. The transcript is spliced from 17 exons. Gene Ontology annotation, molecular function: zinc ion binding.